Emiliania huxleyi CCMP1516 is the source of this 808-nucleotide messenger RNA. RefSeq lists its product as hypothetical. The transcript is spliced from 6 exons. The record is from RefSeq and is a predicted model, not a curated record. The annotation marks the transcript as partial. NCBI's taxonomy places the organism in Eukaryota, Haptophyta, Isochrysidales, Noelaerhabdaceae. Gene Ontology annotation, molecular function: protein binding.
AUGCCGUGUCGCGUGAUUCUGCUGAUCGUUCUGCUUGGACUUGGCGCAGCAGCGGCGCAAGAGCCAACCGCGGACGGAGAUACCAACGGCGACGGCGUCGUUGAUGCGGCCGAGGAGAGGGCCCAGCAGCAGCUGCAUGACUCGCUCGUGCAAGCGGCGGCGCUGAUGGAGCACGGCAGCGCCACCGCCAAGGAGGCGCGUCCCGCUGCGACCGAGGAGAUUGCGCGGAUGGCCAUCAUCACAACCAUUGACCAGCCGUUCCACCCCGUCACCUACCGCAACGCGGCCAUCAAGGCGGGGAUCGUCGAGCUGCUGGUUGCGCUGCUCUCGCCCACCGCGGACGCGACGGCCGCUGCGCAGCGGAACGCGCUCGCCGCGCUCGAGGCCAUUGCGACCGACGACCCCACCACCGACCUCGACAAUGACCACGCGCGGUACGUCUGCGACGCGGGCGCCGUCCAGCACGUCGUGAGGCUGCUGUCGUCGCCGCAGGAGCAGCUGCAGGUGCAGUCGGCCGCGUGCGCUGCCAUCCUUGCCGAGAGCGUGCCGUGCCAGACCGCGCUCAGCGCCGCAAAGGCGGAGGUUCCGCUGGUGCAGCUCGGCACCUUCGGCAACGACGUGCGCGGCGCCCCUCUCGUCACUGCUCCCCCCACCCCAUGCCCUGGUCUGCCGCCUUCCUCGCAGCCGCUCCCUCACGGACGCUGCCUUCGCGAUUGCUCGCCUCACACCCCGCCACCGCCACGAUCGCUCCCUCACCUGCCGCCACCGCUUCCGUCGCCGCGUCUGCCCUCGCCGACGCUCCCCCUCG